Messenger RNA from Cuscuta europaea, 1688 nucleotides. NCBI's taxonomy places the organism in Eukaryota, Viridiplantae, Streptophyta, Magnoliopsida, Solanales, Convolvulaceae. The record is from the annotation of a GenBank genome assembly.
GUAGCGGAGUAGGCAUUCACAAUCGACCAACGCGGAACGGCAUCUCCCAACAGGCUUACAGGCCAACAAGUCGCCGACUCGCCGACCGUCCUAGUGCCGACGCUUGGCUGCCUGCCUCCCUCUCCGGCUGCCCCUUCUCGGGUUAUCACAAUCUCAGCAGUCCAGGCUGCCUACUGCGCUUCAGGCAUUCAUCAAUUCGUCCUUCGUCCAAACGGCCUUCUGAGUUCUCACUUUCAGAGUUUCAGGCUUCACGCAACCGCGCUUCGUUCUUUAAGUACUCGGUGUAGUUGAGUCUUACGCUAAUCUUCCGUCUUAUUUUUGGAAAAUCCCUAUGUUUUGCUCCUACUUGUUGAAAUCCCCCUUGACAAAAUCAUAAGCUGCGGGAUUAGUUUCCUUGCGUGGAUUGAAGCAUAAAGAAAGGGUAAAUUCCACUGAGGUCGGGUUCUGUUUGUCAUUUUACAAUUUUUGAGUUCUCCAAAGCAACCAGCAAUGGCUUUGAACCCUCAAUCCCCUAUUUAUUCCUGCUGGAAUCAACAGAUCAUCGACUGUUCAUCCACAACCACUUCGACCUGCUCUUCGCCGUCUUUCACCACAGCCCUUUUCCAUCCUCCUCUCAAGAGUUUUCUGGGAGCUAGGGUUUCACUCUUCAGGAGGCAGCUCAACCCUCUAUGGCGGGCAUCAUCACGCUAUUUGCAAACUACUCAUUUCUCUAACAAUCUUAACCAGCAAGUUGUAAAGGCAGUUGCAAUUUCCAAUUCCGCAGUGGGCUUGCCUUUAACUGAAGAAAAUGUUGAGACUGUGUUGGAUGAAAUUCGACCUUAUCUCAUUGCUGAUGGAGGAAACGUGGCAUUGCAUGAAAUUGAUGGCAAUGUUGUAAAACUGAAAAUGCAGGGAGCAUGUGGCUCAUGCCCUAGUUCUGUAGUGACAAUGAAAAUGGGCAUUGAACGUCGUUUGAUGGAAAAGAUACCUGAGAUCUUUGCUGUUGAAUCCAUUCCAGAUGAAGAAACUGGCCUUGAGCUUAAUGAAGAGAAUAUAGAGAAGGUACUUGAGGAGAUAAGACCAUAUUUGGUUGGAGGGGCGGGUGGAAGUCUGGAGCUUGUUGGCAUAGAGAAUCCAAUAGUGAAGGUCCGGAUCACCGGUCCUGCAGCAGGUGUUAUGACCGUCCGUGUGGCUGUAACUCAGAAGCUCCGCGAGAAAAUCCCAUCCAUUGCCGCCGUUCAACUUUUGCAGUAAUAUAUAAACUUGUACAUAUUUUUAAAAGAAGUCAACGAGCCUUUUUAUGGAUACACCAUCCAAAUUGCCAUAGAAGCAUAAGAAUAACCUUUUACAACUCAGGAGACUGAGGCCCCUCUAAAGUAAAUAUGAUGCAGUGCUUUCGAUUGUGUUUUGUACAGUUGUGAUUUCAUCGUCUACUACAACAGUCAUUAACGUCACCGUGAAUUAUUUCGCAUUAUGCAUUAAUGUUAUGAUUGUUAUUAUGCAGUUGAGGAAAUUGAAUGAAAACAUGGGCUUUGCUGCAGAAGGAUUUUGUAAAAACUCCAAGAGUUUGAUUCCUCAGCCUGUUGUGAUUACAGUUAAUAAUAUUUCCCCUGUUUUUUAGUUGCAACACUCUUUUUUUCACGUUUGUCAACACACAACUUUGAUCAUCAUUAUAUUUAAUUUUGUAUUAGUAAAAAAACAACAAAAAU